Dermatophagoides farinae (American house dust mite) is the source of this 770-nucleotide messenger RNA. It is a transcript of the gene SsRbeta, whose product is annotated as signal sequence receptor beta. The record is from RefSeq and is a predicted model, not a curated record. Gene Ontology annotation, cellular component: endoplasmic reticulum; membrane. Lineage: Eukaryota; Metazoa; Arthropoda; Arachnida; Sarcoptiformes; Pyroglyphidae.
UGUACGUCUAUUAUAAUAGCGGCUCGUGCAUUUUUUGAAAUAAAAUUUUUCCACGUAUUCUUCGGAUAUCGUAUACUUUCAUCGAGAUAAACACUGAGUGUAUAUUGGAUUUAUUAAAUUUUUCCAUCAAUUUUUUCGACCACCAUGUUGACCAUGACCAGAAACAUUCCUUUCAUAUUGUUUGUUCUAAUAAGCUGGACAUUAAUGGUCAGUACAGAUGAACAGAAUUCGGAUCGUGCGAGGUUAUUGGCUGAAAAACAAGUGCUAAAUAAAUAUUUGGUCGAAAAUAAAGACAUUCUGAUUAAUUACAACAUUUUCAAUGUUGGUUCUAGCUCAGCAAUAAAUGUUAAACUUUCCGAUAAUACAUUUUCGUUGGCUCAUUUCGAUAUUGUUGGUGGUUCAUUGAAAUUUACAAUACCACGAAUUGCACCACAAUCAAAUACAACGCACACUGUUGUCGUACGACCUAAAGAAGGUAUAUGGGGUCGUUUUAAUUUUACCGCUGGUGAAUUGAUCUAUUCGAGUGAAGGAAGUAACGAAUUACAAUAUGGAUAUACAAGUGAACCAGGUGAUGGAUAUAUUGUUUCACUCAAAGAAUUUGAUAAACGAUUCUCACCACAUUAUUAUGAUUGGGCCGCAUUUUUAAUCAUCUCAAUGGCAACCGUUUUACUUCCAUAUCUUCUUUGGAAUGGUAGCAAAAAUAAAUAUGAAAAAUUAAGUGCUCGAAAAACAAAAUGAUCUGAUGGAAUGAAUGAGUGAAUCAAUCAAUC